Sclerotinia trifoliorum is the source of this 1171-nucleotide messenger RNA. The record is from the annotation of a GenBank genome assembly. Lineage: Eukaryota; Fungi; Ascomycota; Leotiomycetes; Helotiales; Sclerotiniaceae.
GUAGAAUCCAAUCGCUGGACCCUUUAUUGAUGUCACAUCCACUUUCACAUGCCAAUUGCACGCCCUUCACUUCAUUUGCGCCUCAAUUUGAAAUAGUUGGCUCAAAAUGCUUCUCUGAAUUGAUCAAAGGAGAAGUUUAAGCUGGCCAAUACAAUACCUAGGUAGCAAAAUAUCUCGAAUACAUGUAUGUACCUUGACUCUAAACAUUAGACGAUAAAUCAAAUCAAGAAUUGUCGUCCCUGGAUGAAUCUAGUGGCGCAGUGGACGAUCUGGGGCACCGGGGAGCUUGUAAGGUUAUCUAAUCUACUCCGUAUGCCGGGUAAUAUACGGGCCUCACAAGCUUCUCGCGAGACUUUUGAAAGUUGCUGCCGUCGCCUAUACCUUAUGAACUUUUGUCUGUACCGGUUGGAUGUAUUCAUGACACUACCUACAAGCCUGCGGUUUAUGUUAUACUUUUCACAAGGUCUUCAUCCAUCUUUACUCCUUUUUGGCCUAGAGGCAGUUUCAUUCAAACACCAAAGGAAAAAUCCUUCAACAUGCCUAGUUCCUGCCAAGAUAUUCGUUCGCAUCUUCUCCUCCCUUCCCGCGUUUCCCCGCUAACGUUUUUUUUCCCGCAGGAGCUGCGCUGGCACAAUGUCUUCAAGAGUCGGACUGCGUCAUGGUGUAUCGCAACAAACCAUCCGAUUGUCUGCGAGCUCCUCUCCUCGAAACGAUGCCCACCAAGUGUCAACAGUUAAAGAAAGGCUAUGGUGAAUGCAAAAGGGGAUUGGUCGAUAUGCGCAAGCGAUUUAGAGGCAACCAGCCGAUUUCUGUAAGCAAAGAGAUUGAGGGAGGAGGGAAAAGAAAUACUGGUGGUCAUAUGCUCUACGCUGGAAAGCCAGCUUUUGAUAGCGGGGUCAAAGAGACAAGUGGAAAUGAGCCCGAGGAGAAAGACUGGAGACAGCUGGAGAACGAAAAGUACAGAAAGGAAUAGAAAACACAGAUACGAUAAUGUCAGGGAGGAUUCCGGGUGUUCUGCUUAUGUCCGCUGGAUUUGGGACUGUCCAUUGCAUUCGAAGGCGUUCGGGUAGUGUAUAACAAACGCAUCAGACGGCCAAGAUUGAUCAUCGCAACAGGAAUUGUAAGGGAAUCUGCUCAAACACAAUGUCCUUCAUGAUAAAUACGUCUGUCU